Molecule: messenger RNA, 1860 nt
Organism: Besnoitia besnoiti
Lineage: Eukaryota; Apicomplexa; Conoidasida; Eucoccidiorida; Sarcocystidae
Product: prenylcysteine oxidase
Exons: 1
Coding region: 1-1860 (619 amino acids)
Biological process (GO): prenylcysteine catabolic process; prenylated protein catabolic process
Molecular function (GO): prenylcysteine oxidase activity
Source: RefSeq, a predicted model, not a curated record
AUGGUACGUUUGCUGAAAAUGAGCAGAGGACUCGUGUUGUCUUCGAAGGCUCACGUUUCGGGGGUCGUGUGCACUCUCUUCUGUGCCUUCCUCUCUAUGGGGCGUGUCGGCUUCACCAGUCCAGUCGGCGUGUCUUCGCCCUCCCCGAUCUACCCACCUUUCUCUGACUGCAGCAGAUCACUCGCGCCCGCGCGAGUGGCGAUUGUUGGAGGGGGGAUAACAGGAGUGGCAACUGCAGCUUUCCUGCGAACGCUAGAAAGGGAUAUGGCAGACGCGCGCCAUACGGGAUGUGGACGCCGUGACCUCCUCAGUGGCGGCGAACAGUCCGGCAACCGACGUUUCGUCAUUGACCUCAUUGAGGCUGGUGGACGCCUAGGCGGAAGACUGGAUUUCGAGGAACUUGAUGGAGCAUUCGUGGAACUCGGGGGCUCUGAGAUACAUGCAACGAACGAAUGGAUGGUUCACUUUCAUGACGCUUUCAAUGCACAUCUUUCGGCGAAGCGCGGAACGGUGCGCGCGGGCGGAGAAAUCUCAAACAGAAAGGCUCCAAAAUCUGUCACACCACUCGUGUCUCCGGACAUCCCAAUUCUUCUGCAUGAUGGAGACAACACCACAACGAUCAGCCUAGAUACUACCUCAGAGAUGGAAAACAGCAUGUUGAGCAUUGGACAGGCUAUCUUGCAUGAUCUCAUAGCGGGGUGGACGAGACUCUAUCCGCUUUUUAAAUUGCAGACAUGCCCCGAUUUUUCUGGCAAACAGUACUCCAUCAGGGAAGGCACCUCAAGCGUUUCCGCCGCGCCGGCGGCUAAUAAGAAACCGACCCCCUUGCCGGCAUUUCACUCCGCAAUAGAGAUGCUUGACGCCGUUGGCUUGUCUCCUCUGCUUGAGUAUCGCCUGGAGGACGUCUUGAAUAGCUUGAGUCCUACUCCGUUUGUCAGAAACCUCAUAGAUGCGCUCCUCAGAGGUGUGUAUACGCAAGGAGUUUCAAUGCACGCGCUAGCUGGCGCAGUCAGUCUAGCAGCGCAGACUGGAAAUCUGUACGCGAAAGAACGCCCAGGCCGGGAGUUGGUGACGUUCCUCGCGGAAACUCACGUUGACCAUGUUUUUCGAAGUUGCCGGAUUCAACGCAUCGAAGAACGUGCGCCGCGCCAGGGAGAGAAGUAUCGAAAAACGUUUCGGCUGGUGACCUCAGAUGCCUUGUGCCCACCCGUGACGAAAGCGUACCUUAACACUCGCGCGUACGAUGCUGUCGUUAUCGCGACACCUCUCGAAGUCGCAGAUAUCGCUGUCCUUCGCAGAAACAAGGCAGGAAACCUGGAAUUGCUGGAGCUCCCCCCUCCUCGAAAGUUCCAGGAGAUCUUUGUGACCGUUGUCGCAGCGGACGGAAUACAGAAAGAUGGCCUUCUUAAUCCCACUGGGGGGGCGACGCUGACGACUUCUCGGCAGCGCAGCAGCGGCUCCACGGAAAACCGUGAUAUUUCGCUUUUUGCGGCAUGGUGUGGACACAGCCCGUCUGCUGACUUGCAAAAUGGACAAGCAAGGCGGUUCAUUUGCAAACUUACCAGUGAGCGGAGCCUUACAGAUGACGACGUGUCGCACCUGUUCAGCGGCGUGCACGCCAUCAUUCGACGCAAAUGGCCUGCGUACCCUUUUCUGAUCCCCAUUCCUCGCUACCCACAGGACGCGGGAGACGACAGCAGUCCGCAGCGCGAGAGAGGACUGGAAAACGACCCGACUCGCUUUCAGCUGAUGGAGAAUGUCUUUUAUCCCAACGCAUUCGAGGGCGCGUUUUCGUGCAUGGAGGGUCAGGCCAUGGCUGCGCGGAAUACCGCCCAUCUUCUAUGGAACGCCCUCGCGUGA